Equus quagga is the source of this 1710-nucleotide messenger RNA. It is a transcript of the gene PLVAP, whose product is annotated as plasmalemma vesicle associated protein. NCBI's taxonomy places the organism in Eukaryota, Metazoa, Chordata, Mammalia, Perissodactyla, Equidae. The transcript is spliced from 6 exons. Bases 53 to 1369 code for a protein of 438 amino acids. Gene Ontology annotation, biological process: positive regulation of cellular extravasation; regulation of vascular permeability. The record is from RefSeq and is a predicted model, not a curated record. Gene Ontology annotation, cellular component: caveola.
UGCGGCGGCCCGGAGGGCGAGGCGACCGCGGCAGGGCCAGCGCGCCGGGCAGAUGGGGCUGGCCAUGGAGCGCGGGGGACCGUAUGCGCGGGCGGGGGGCGGCCCGAGGGGCUGCUGGUACUACCUUCGCUACUUCUUUCUCUUCGUCUCGCUCAUCCAGUCCCUCAUCAUCCUGGGCCUCGUCCUCUUCAUGGUCUAUGGCAACGUGCACGUGGGCACCGAGUCCAACCUGCAGGCCACCGAGCGCCGGGCCGGGAGCCUGUACAGCCAGGUGCUGGGGCUGACCGCCACCCAGGCCAACCUGUCGAAGGAGCUCAACAUCACCGCCGGCGCCAGGGACACCCUCAUGCAGAGGCUGAUGACGAGCCGCCGUGACCUGGACCGAAUCAACGCCAGCUUCCGCCAGUGCCAGGCCGAGCUGAUGAUCUACGUGACCAACCAGCGGUACAUGGCUGCCAUCAUCUUGAGCGAGAAGCAGUGCGGAGAACAACUCAAGGAAACUAACAAGAGCUGUGACGCCUUGGCUCUCACGCUGAACCAGAAGAUCAAGACGCUGGAGGUGGAGCUGGCAAAGGAGAAGGUGGUAUGCACCAAGGAGAAGGAGGAGUUAGUGCGGAGCAAGCAAGCUGUGGAGGAGCAGCUGGCCGAGUGCGGCAAGGCCCGGGAGCAGCAGCAGCAGGAGCGACAGCUGGCCGAGGAGCAGCUGCUGAUGGUGCAGGCCCACUGCCUCCCGCUGGACAAGGACAAGCUGGAGACGGAACUGCGCACCCUCUGGAAAGACUCCAUCAUCCCGCGCACCCUCGACAUGGGCUACAGCCUGUACCAUCCCAUCAGCCCGGAACUGGCGUCCAUCCGGAGGACCUGCGACCACUUGCCCACCAUCAUGAGCACCAAGGCGGAGGAGCUGGCCCGGAGCCUGCGGGCUGGCAUCAACAGCGUGGCCCGCGAGAACUCGGACCUCAAGCGCCAGAAGCUGGAGGCUGAGCGGGGCCUGCGGGCCAGUCAGGAGGCCAAGGGGAAGGCAGAGAAGGAGGCUCAGGCCCGGGAGGCCAAGCUCCAGGCCGAAUGCACCCGGCAGACCCAGCUGGUGCUGGAGGAGAAGGCGGCGCUGCGGAAGGAGCGAGACAACCUGGCCAAGUUGCUGGAGGAGAAGAAACGGGAGGCGGAGCAGCUGAAGAUGCAGCUGGCCGUCAGCAGCUCAGCCUUGGACACCUGCAUCAAGGCCAAGUCGCAGCCGAUGCCUGCGCCGAGACCUGUGGGUCCUGCUCCCAACCCCCAGCCCAUCGACCCAGCUGUCCUGGAGGAGUUCAAGAGGAGGAUCCUGGAGUCCCAGCGGCCCUCUCUGGGCAGCGCUGCAACCAGUGGCUGAGGAGGCUGCAGGCCUCCAGGAUGGGGGAGGCCCCGGCUCGCCCGGCUGCAGAGCCGGCGUCCUCUGUCUGCACCCCCGCUCGGCCGCCGCCCGCUACUCUCACAGCCGCACACGAGGCCUCCCCCGCACGCGCCGGCCAACGUCGCAGACAGAGGCGGGGACGUCACGCACGCAGCACCCCCCACCGCCCCCACCGCCCCUCCACCACAGCCUCCGGCCCCUGCACCGCCCCGCGCCCUCCUGGCCCUGCCCGGGAGGGCUGUCCCAGGGUCCUCCCAGCCCCGCCUGUGGCCAGUGUAAUCGUUAGGCGCUCAAUAAAUGCUAUGGGAUCCGUUCGAGGA